AUGAGUGGUCAAGAUGCAAUCAGCCGUCUACCAGAUGAGGUUCUUGCGUGCAUCUUAUCAUCCCUCACAACAAAACAGGCAGCUUCAACGUCAGUGCUGUCGAAGAGAUGGAGGAAUGUUUUUGCUUUCGUUAACAAUCUCGACCUCGAUGACCGUGAUUCUGUGCGUACGUUAGCACGACAUCGGCGUGAAAAUUCCAAGAGGUUCAAGGCCUUCGUUUCGAGCUUUCUUGAUACGCAAGGCAGUUCGAAGUUUAUAAAGAAGUUCACUUUAAAGAUUCAUGUUAACGUUCAAAAUCGAUAUGGUCUUGAUCCAGCUUGUGUUGAGAGCUGGAUAUGCAAUGUUCUUGACCGUGGUGUUGUGGAUCUUGAUCUGUCCAUCAUAACUUUCCAAGGAAAAUCUCCACCAGUGCUUACGUUGGACGUGAUGAGAAAGACAUUGGUUAAGCUGAGCCUGAACCUAGGGCGUUGUUUUAUCGUUAAGCUUCCUCAGGAUAUUUCUCUUCCUUUGCUUAGGACAUUAUGUCUUAACUCAGUUGGUUUUGAUAGAGAUUGUGAUGUCGUUGGAACACUUCUAUCUCGUUGCCCUUUCUUGGAAGAAAUUUAUUUUGAGGAAUCAAACUCUAAGAAGCCCUCUCUUCCUGUACAAAUACAAUGGUCGUCUUCAUCUCUAAAGAGACUAAGCAUCCGGUUUAAUGAUUUCGUAAAGAUUUCAUUUGAUUUUCCUAAUCUUGUCUUCUUCGAGCUUUCGUAUGAAUCUGGGAGCGAGUUUCUAAAUGUGAACUUGGAUUCUCUCAUUGAAGCCAGACUCAAUCAUCGGUGUCCCACACGGGGAUAUGAUUAUUCUCACGUUAAUUUGAUACAUCUCAUCAAUGGAAUCAGUAACGUUAGGACUCUUCACUUAUGUAGUCUUUUUCUUGAUGAGAUGAUUUUCACCUUCUACUUCACCUUCAAUGAAAUAUUACCGAUGUUUCAUAACCUUGUUUGUCUAUCUAUCGAGAGCAAAAAGAGCCGUGGAUGGAAAAUACUGCCACAUAUAAUUAGAAACUCUCCAAAUCUAGAAACUCUCAUCUUCAAGGGUCUAAAGCACCGUUGUGAUGUAUGUUCUGGGGAUGUAUGUGAUUGCUAUCUCUCCAGCAGGAGAAACAGACCGUCUUGCCUAACAGCAUCCCGAGUUAAAGUGCUGGAGAUAUUAGAUUACAGAGUAUAUUGCAGAAGUGAUGAGAGUCAACUGAAGCAUUUCUUGGCGAAAUUAACCUGUCUUGAAGUUGUCAAAUUAAGUGCAAGUAACCUCGACAUGCCUCCCACUGGUUGGCACAAGAGUUUAAGGACGAUUCCAAGAGCUUCACGAAACUGCAAGUUCCAAGUCAUUCCUUGA
Messenger RNA from Capsella rubella, 1377 nucleotides. Its product is annotated as F-box/LRR-repeat protein At2g42730. The record is from RefSeq and is a predicted model, not a curated record. Lineage: Eukaryota; Viridiplantae; Streptophyta; Magnoliopsida; Brassicales; Brassicaceae. Gene Ontology annotation, molecular function: protein binding. Bases 1 to 1377 code for a protein of 458 amino acids. The transcript is spliced from 3 exons.